UUUGACAUACAUGUGCGCUGGUUUCCGCUUCAAAAACUUCUUCCUGAUUUUUAGUUUUUGAUUCAUUUCUUAAAUGCAAACAAAUAUCAACGAACCACUUGGAAUCUUCCAUGUAGCCUGAGAUUUCUUGUCAGCCCCAGUCCAAAAUAUAUCAUUUUGGUUACUGGGUUUCGUUUUCUGCUACCCAUUUCAGCUGCCUGAAUCAUAUUCAUUGAUGUUUAAAGAGAGCUGCAAUUUGAAAAGAACAGGCACAGAGACCCACAUCCCCAAAAGUUUUGAAGCAUUCGAGAGAGAUUUUUGUUGCAGCGGACAGGCCAUUCAUUCCAGACCCAGUUUAGAAACAUUUUGAGAUUGAGCUUAAUCUCUUUGAGGAAACAGUUCUUUGAUGAUGGUGGUCAAGAGCUUCUUCGUGUUCAUGAUUAUUGGGCUGGAUUGCUUCAUGCUCCUGAGAUUUGCAGAUUCCAAGCUUCCCCAAGAAGAGGUUGAUGCACUCCAGCAAAUUACGAGAAAGUUAGGUGCAGUUUAUUGGAAAUUCAACAGUGACUCCUGUAGCAUUGAAAUGUUUGGGCUCACAGAAAAAGCUCCGAGGGAAUCUGAGAGUAAAAUUACUUGUGAUUGCAAGUUCGCGAAAGAAACAAUUUGUCAUGUCAUAAAGAUGAAGUUCAAAAAGCAUAAUUUGCCCGGCGUUCUUCCACCCGAAAUGGUCAAACUUCCUUACCUGCAAGAAAUUGAUUUGGCAUACAAUUACCUUCAUGGUAGUAUACCUCGGGAGUGGGCUUCAAUGCGGCUGUCGUGGAUCUCUGUUCUUGUAAAUCGGUUAUCAGGUGAAAUACCAGCUGAAUUGGGAAAUAUUACUACUCUAACAUACCUGAACCUUGAAGCAAACCAAUUUACUGGUGUAAUCCCAUCACAACUUGGGAGGUUGAGCGGUCUGCAAACCUUGAUGCUAUCAUCUAAUCAAUUGACAGGCACAUUGCCGACAACGUUUGCUGGAUUAGAAAACCUUAGAGAUUUCCGAAUAAAUGAUAUCGACCUUAAUGGAACCAUGCCAGACUUCAUACAGAAUUGGAAACAACUCGAAAGAUUAGAACUACAUGCAAGUGGACUUCAGGGACCAAUUCCUGCAAAUAUAUCCUAUUUGAUUAACUUAAGAGAGUUGAGGAUCAGUGAUAUGAAAGGGCCAAAGCAGGAUUUUCCCCUAUUGAUGGGCAUGUUUAGCAUGAUGAGACUGGUUCUGAGAAAUUGUAACCUUGCUGGAAAGAUUCCUCCAUAUGUGUGGAAGAUGCCGGUUAUGGAACUGAUGGACCUCAGCUUUAACCAGUUGACUGGGGAAGUUCCAGAGGAUAUAACCAUAGAGCGCCUUAGAUUCAUCUUCCUAAGUGGCAAUUUGCUAAGUGGCAAUCUACCAGAGUCAAUCUUUAAGGAUGGAACUAAUGUCGAUCUUUCAUACAAUAACUUGGAAUGGCAAGGCUCUAAGCAGCAUGCUUGUAGAACUAACAUGAAUAUGAAUCUGAACUUGUUUCGUUCUUCCACCGGCAACACCCUCAAACAGGGGGGUCUUCCAUGCGUGGAGAAUUCCAUCUGUCCAAAAUAUUCUAGAUGUUGGUUCAUCAGUUCUGGUGGGAGUGACUUUACCGUGGACGUAGAUGGCGACAACAUUCUCUACCAUGGGGAUGUAGAUGUCGAAGGUGGGACGGCAAAAUUCUACAUUGAUCCUGAUAGCUACUGGGGAUUGAGUAGUACUGGGGAUUUCAUGGAUGAUUAUGACUACCAAAAUACACGAUACACUUUAUCCCUGCCCUCAACAAAUUUGUCCGUGAUGUAUUCAACAGCACGUCGUAGUCCAAUUUCACUCACUUAUUUCCAUCAUUGCUUGGAUAAUGGAAACUACUCUGUUAAGCUUCACUUUGCAGAGAUACAGUUUACGGAUAAUCAGACAUAUACAAGUCUUGGAAGGCGGAAAUUUGAUGUCUACAUUCAGGAUAGAUUGGUAUUGGAAAAUUUUGAUAUUGAAGAGAGGGCGGGAGGAGCUCAAAAGCCGACAGAAGUACAGUUCCAUAACAUCACUGUAACUAAUCAUGUUCUGGAGAUCCGAUUCUCUUGGGCUGGAAAAGGGACAACUAGGGUUCCUACUAGAGGAGUUUAUGGUCCACUUAUAUCAGCUAUUUCUGUUUAUUCUGAUCUUAGUUAUUGUACAAUCAGUGGAAGUGGGAAACAAAGAACUUUAUCUAUUGUGGUUGGAGUUACGAGUGGACUAUUUUGCCUUAUGAUCAUCAUAUUUGGUUUUAUUUGGUGGAAAGGCACUCUUAGAGCAAUAAACCAAAAUGAAGGUGCUACAGAUGUUGCAGGAGUAAUAGAGGUGCAAACUGGACUUUUUACCUUGAAACAAAUAAAAGCUGCCACCAAUGCUUUUGAUUCUUCCAAUAAAAUUGGAGAAGGCGGUUUUGGCCCUGUUUUCAAGGGUCAACUGGCUGAUGGUACUCUUGUAGCAAUUAAGCAGCUCUCAUCCAAAUCAAGGCAGGGAAAUCGCGAAUUUCUGAAUGAGAUAGGGAUGAUCUCUUGUUUACAGCACCCGAAUCUAGUCAAGCUUCAUGGAUGCUGUAUUGAAGGGGAUCAACUGUUGUUGGUGUAUGAAUACAUGGAAAACAAUAGUCUUGCCCGAGCGCUAUUCGGUCCAGAUCACACUCGGCUUAAUCUAGAUUGGCCAACCAGGCUUAAAAUCUGUAUCGGUGUAGCAAAAGGCUUAGCAUAUCUCCACGAGGAAUCAAACCUCAAAAUUGUUCACAGAGACAUCAAAGCUACUAAUGUGCUAUUGGAUAGUGACUUGAAUCCCAAAAUAUCUGAUUUUGGUUUGGCUAAGCAUGACGACGAGGAGAAGACCCACAUCACCACCAGGGUGGCUGGGACCAUAGGAUAUAUGGCCCCAGAAUAUGCACUUUGGGGAUAUCUGUCCCACAAAGCAGAUGUUUACAGUUUUGGAGUUGUGGCCUUGGAAGUUAUUAGUGGAAGAAGCAACAAUGAUUUUGUACCAAGUGAAACUUGUGUUUGCAUUCUAGACUGGGCCUGUUGUUUGCAACAAAGUGGAAACUUCAUGGAGCUGGUUGAUGAGAUGUUGAGGCCAGAAAUCAACAGGAAAGAAGCAGAAAAUAUGGUAAAGGUAGCCCUUCUUUGCACAAACGCUUCAGCAUCAGUAAGGCCUACGAUAUCGGAGGUGGUGAACAUGCUCGAAGGACGAAUGGAGAUUCCAGACCUGAACCCGGGACCGAGCACUUAUACCGAAGAUCUGAGGUUCAAGGCAAUGAGAGAUGUGCGUAAACCGCAGCAUAGCCAAAGCGGGAGUGACAGCCAGACCCAUUCCACAAUGCAAACAUUUGGUUCUUCCUCUACAUCUGGAAAUGAGUUCUGUGAAAUCAGCCCAGAGCCAAGAUCAUCAUACCAUCGUCCUGAAUAACAUUGUUUAUAAUCUUUCAAUCAAUCAGUAGGCUCAUUUUUCUUCUUUCUGCCCCUUGUGACUUUCUGAGUAUGAAUGUUGUUCAUGGCUGGGCCUGAGAUGAGACAUCUCGGAGGCGAUCACCGGGGCCGGGCCGUGGUCAGAUGAGUUGUAAAAAGGGGAAAUUUCUUGAUUCUUUUUCAUCCUUGAUUUGAUUUUGUACAGUUAUUGUAAUAUGUUUAAAUCAAUCAAGUUGAUUCUUCCCUCUUUCUGUUACA
Messenger RNA from Momordica charantia (bitter melon), 3708 nucleotides. RefSeq names its product receptor-like kinase in flowers 1 (gene RKF1). Gene Ontology annotation, molecular function: ATP binding; protein serine/threonine kinase activity. NCBI's taxonomy places the organism in Eukaryota, Viridiplantae, Streptophyta, Magnoliopsida, Cucurbitales, Cucurbitaceae. Gene Ontology annotation, biological process: protein phosphorylation. The record is from RefSeq and is a predicted model, not a curated record.